GCAGUUCCUUGAAUAAAAUGGCAAAUACCAUGGAAGUGGAUAUAAAAAACGAGGAUUUUGAGCCUAGAGAUUAUCAAAUAACGAUUAUGGAAAUAGCUAUCAAGAAAAACACUAUUAUAUUUCUGCCAACGGGUACAGGAAAGACCUUAAUUGCAGUUAUGAUAUUAAAACGAUUAUCUGAACCUCUACAAAGGCCUCUCAGUCAAGGAGGAAAAUUGAGCAUUAUGUUAGUUAAUACCGUUGCGUUAGUCGAGCAGCAAUCAAAAUAUUUACGCAGUCUGACCGAUCAAGAUGUUGGUGCGUACAGUGGAUAUAUGAACGUUGAUUUGUGGGAUGACAGCGUCUGGCUGGAGCAAUUUGAAAAAUACCAAAUUUUAGUUAUGACCUCUCAAGUACUAGUAAAUAUACUGCAACGUGCAAUACUGAGUUUAAAGGAUGUUAAUCUGUUAAUUUUUGAUGAGUGUCAUAAUGGUGUUGACGAUCAUCCGAUGUGUCAAAUUAUGUCGUUUUGUACUCAUUUGACCGACCCACCUCGUAUAAUAGGAUUAUCCGCUACAUUGUUGAAUAAGAAUUGUAAACCGAUCGACGUUUUAGAUGAAGUAAAAGUCCUGGAGAAAACUUUCCAAAGCAAAGUGGCAACUGUAGAAGAUUUGGAGUGUCUUAUUGGAUAUGCGACUAAUCCAUUAGAACGAAUAAGCGUAUAUUCACCCUAUACUUGCUCUACAGCCGAUAGUUUAGCAUUGGAUGAGUUAAAUCAGCUUAUAAGAAUAUUAGAAGAAGUGAAACUAGAUACCACUUUAGUUGCACCUCCGAAACCCUAUUUAAGACCACUUAAUACUGAUAAGCAUUGCAAACCAAUUAUUCGUUUAAUUUAUGAUAUUAUCUAUCAUAUAGAAAACUAUGGAGGGUAUUGUUCUAAAAUUGCCACAACUGCGCAUAUGAUUCAAUUAGAACGAAUUAAGAAAAAUUGUCAAGAUGACAAAGUAGAAGCGGUAAUUGAUGCAGUUAUAACUACUUUUGAAAUUAUACAAAAGAUAUAUGAUAAUGCUAUGGCAUCAUUAAAUAAAUUGGAACGUAUUUAUCGGUAUUCGUCACCACAAGUCAACAAGCUGUUCAACAUUCUGAAGGAAUAUAAAAGUAAUGCCAAAGUGUCGUUAUGUGGUAUAAUAUUCGUCCAACGACGUUUUACUGCAAAAGUUAUUUAUAAUGUACUGAAAGAGCUUAAGGAGCUGGAUCCCACUUUUUCGUUCAUUAAUCCAAAUUAUAUUGUCGGUUUCAAUAGUAAUCCCUACAAUGAGACACGUGAAGACUGCUACAAAACCAAAAUGAACAAGAUGGUAUUAAACGAUUUUAGAAUGAAGAAAAUUAAUUUAUUGGUUUCUUCAAAUGUAUUAGAAGAGGGAGUUGAUAUUCCCACGUGCACUUUAGUCGUACACUUCAGUGACAUCCAUAAUUAUCGAGGUUAUAUACAAUCCAAAGGACGAGCACGACAUACAGAUAGUUUCUAUUACAUGUUAGUGAGUCAAGAGGACCAUGGCGCUUUUAUGCAGAAAUAUCAAAUUAUGAAAGAAAUAGAACGUGUAUUAAAUUUGCAUCUUGUGGGAAAAAAUGAAGAACGAAAAGAUGAAAUUGAUGCAAAAGAAUGUGAUGACUUAAUUCCUCCUUACUACGUUGACGGUCCCGAUUCGUCAAAAAUUGAUUUAUUGACAGCUAUCCCACUUUUAUGUUUCUAUUGUUCGUGUCUUCCGGCAGAUAAAUACACCACUUAUGUUCCAGGAUGGUUUAUAGAGAUAUGUCCAGAAACGAGAAGGUAUCGAGUCACUAUAGAACUUCCACCUGUUAGUGGUAUUCUUCAAUUAAUUCAAGGACCUUUUAUGGAAACGAAAAAGUUUGCCAAAAGAGCAGCGGCGCUAGAAACUUGUAAGUUUUUACAUCGAUUGGGGGAAUUGGAUAACAAACUCCUCCCUAGAAGAUCCAUUGUAAUAGAAAAAGAUUUCGAUCAUUACUUCACUCAUUGGCCAACAGAAAAGGAGAAAAAUGCAGGGGGUACCAAAAAGCAGAGGGUACAUGACAAAAAGAUUCCUACAGUUUGCAAAGGGUUAAUAGUACCAAAAAAAACAGUAUACUUACAUGUAAUUGAAUUACAACCGCUAUUCUCCAGUAAUAGUAAUUUAGGGAUAGAGAUGCUAAGUGAGUUGUACAAAUCGCAGUUGUGUUACGGUCUUCUCUCCAUGCAAAAAUUGCCAAGACUCUGUCAGUUUUCCGUUCAUGUUACAGCCGGAGAGGUGUUAGUUAAUCUUAAUGUAAAUUAUAGAGAAGUUUGUUUAACGGAGGAAGAGAUUUUGCAUCUGAAGGGCUUUCAUUGUUUAAUAUUUAGAGACCUUUUACGGAUCUUAAAAUCAUACCUAGUAUUGGGUAAUGACGGCGAUAACGAUGGGUUGCUUCUUGUUCCCGUUAAGAGGUAUGCAACACACGUUGAGAUCGAUAUGGAAACUGCUAUUAAUAAUAAGGAAUUGAUUGAUCAAAAAACUCCGCUGACGGAUGAAGAAAAACUCUGCUUGGAUGUCUGUGAUGAUAAUUACCGUCGUAGCAUCGUAACACCUUGGUAUCGUGCUGAUGAUCAGCAAUAUCUGGUGAUUCGAGUUUGUGAGGAACUAAAUGCCUACAGUGCCUUCCCAUCAGAGGAAUUUACCACAUACGCCGAUUACUUCAAUGCAAAGUACCACCAGAACUUACUCAACGGAGAGCAACCCCUGCUUUUAGUGAAGGGUUUAUCCAAAAGGUUAAAUUGCAUUAAACCUCGUCAACUGUGCAACAAGAAAAAAAGGGAGAAGAUUUACGAAGAUCUCGACGAACAUCUCAUUCCCGAGCUCUGUGUAAAACAAGACUUCCCCGCCGAUCUGUGGCUGCAAGCAAGGCUAAUCCCAACAAUUCUCAACAGAAUUCUCUCACUAUUGCAAGCAGAUGAACUUCGACUUACAAUCGCCAAGGAGACCGGAUUAGGUACACGGGAAAUAGCGGAAGGUGAAAAAUGGGCUCCUCUAGUGUCGGAUGAGCACACACUAAUAGAAGAAGCUGAGGAGGACAAUCAAUCAAAAAGAUCGGAAACACCUCAAGAUGAAAUGGUGAAGAAUGAUUUUGAAAUUCCCAUGAUAGAACUUGUACAAGAUUUCGCUGAAAAAAAGCUGCACGCCGAGUACCCUUGGGAUGCAUUAGAUGAACCUAUAGAUUUAGAACGUUACCAUAACGUAACAUUAAUGGACAUACAAUACUUUGACCAAUUUAUGUCACAUACUUUAUCUACAGAUUAUCACAUACAGACAAACAACUUAGCUAGUAAAAGCACCCUCCCAGCGAUAAAAUUUGACAAAGAGUACGUUUACAAGGAAAUAAAAUUUUUAAAAUCCAAAGAAAACGUAAGAGGUCCUGAGUUAGUCGACAUAUUUACCGCGUUAGCCACAGCAAAAAACAAUGAUAUCGUUAAUUUGGAACGGUUAGAAACCUUGGGCGACUCAUUUUUAAAACUUAGUAUUUCUCUAUUUCUGGUACUGAAAUACCCAACAUAUAAUGAAGGAGUUUUAACAAGUCUCAAGGGGAAAUUGAUUAGUAACAAAAAUUUGUUUUACAUUGGAAGUAAAAAGGACAUCGGUGGAUACAUGAAAGUAUCCGACUUUACUCCAAAGUUCGAAUGGAAACCGCCUUCAUUUACCAUUCCAAAAGUCUUAAAAGAUAGGCUUAAUCAGACAGUAUCCAUUAACUCGCUUUUUCAAGUCAAUUUUACAACCGAGGAACAAAUUAGCGGUAUCUUAAGCAGCUCAUCGGGAGAUGAGAUUAUUGCAAUGAAUGAUGAUAUAGAUGCAGAUGAUGAAGAAGUAGCGUAUGAUUCUAUCAAUGGAUUUUUAGACAAACAAACUGUUAAGGAUAAAUCGAUUGCCGAUUGUGUCGAGGCACUUUUGGGAGUGUAUUUUCAAACGUUUGGGUUUAAAGGUGGAUUAACUCUAUUAAAGUGGUUAGAAAUUAUUCCGCAGUCGGAGAAUAUUGAAAACUUAUUCCAAAUGACGCCGCCAAAUCCAAUUCUUAAUAAAAAUGCCACAGAAAGUAAUAUCAAUCAUCAUAUUCCGACUUGGAAAAAAGUAGAAGAAAAGUUACAGUACAAAUUUCAAAAUCGCGCGUACUUACUUCAAGCCUUGACGCAUUCUUCUUACACCUCAAAUCGCAUUACGAAUUGCUAUCAAACGUUAGAGUUUCUGGGAGAUGCCGUAUUAGACUUCUUGAUAACCUGCCACAUAUAUGAAGCUUGUGGAGAUUUAAGUCCGGGCGAUCUAACUGACUUGCGUUCUGCUUUAGUUAAUAAUGUGACGUUCGCGAGUUUUACAGUCAGAUGUGGAUUUCAGAAACAUUUGCAAUUUUCUAAUAAUCAAUUGUUAAAAUACAUAAACACUUUCGUGGAGCAUCAAGAGUCAAAUAAUCACACAAUCAACGAGGAGGUUUUAACCUUGAUAGACGAAGAUGAUCUACACUUAGGAGAUCACAUUGAUGUUCCCAAAGUUCUAGGAGAUGCGUUUGAAGCUUUAAUUGGAGCUGUAUUUUUAGAUAGCGGAAUGUGCCUCGAAACUGUAUGGAAAAUCGUACAUCGUAUUAUGUGGAAAGAAAUUGAGCUAUUCUCAAUAAAUGUUCCGAAAAACCCGAUUAGGAUGAUCCAUGAAACUGUCGGGGCUCAUCCAGAGUUUGGAGCAUCUAUGAAUCUUGACGAUGGUCGUACUCUAAUGAAGUUGGAAUUUAUGAUAAAUGGUGCUAAAAAAAUUGUCCACGGAGUUGGAGAGAAUAAAGGACUAGCAAAAAAAGCAGCUGCGAAGAUCGCAUUACGCUUCCUUCACAAAUGAACAGGAGAGUUUUUUGUGAAGAUUUAUGAAGACUAAAUUUUGUUAAUUAAGUUUUUUACUUUUCUAUUAUCAUGGUUAUAGACUGUAUACAGUCGCAAAGUACUGAAAUUAUAAUUAUAUGUAUAUUGGGCAAUAACUUCAAAUGUUAUUCAUAAUAAAGCAAUUCUAAAAGAAUA
This is a messenger RNA of Photinus pyralis (common eastern firefly), 5059 nucleotides long. It is a transcript of the gene Dcr-2, whose product is annotated as endoribonuclease Dicer-like. Gene Ontology annotation, molecular function: RNA binding; ribonuclease III activity; protein binding. The transcript is spliced from 11 exons. The record is from RefSeq and is a predicted model, not a curated record. NCBI's taxonomy places the organism in Eukaryota, Metazoa, Arthropoda, Insecta, Coleoptera, Lampyridae. Bases 18 to 4883 code for a protein of 1621 amino acids. Gene Ontology annotation, biological process: pre-miRNA processing; apoptotic DNA fragmentation; siRNA processing. Gene Ontology annotation, cellular component: cytoplasm; nucleus; RISC complex.